Dreissena polymorpha is the source of this 3654-nucleotide messenger RNA. RefSeq names its product lysosomal alpha-mannosidase-like. Gene Ontology annotation, molecular function: alpha-mannosidase activity; carbohydrate binding. The transcript is spliced from 26 exons. Gene Ontology annotation, cellular component: lysosome. NCBI's taxonomy places the organism in Eukaryota, Metazoa, Mollusca, Bivalvia, Myida, Dreissenidae. Bases 52 to 3108 code for a protein of 1018 amino acids. The record is from RefSeq and is a predicted model, not a curated record. Gene Ontology annotation, biological process: mannose metabolic process.
AAUAAGAAUAUAAAAUAAACAAUACAAUAAUUGAAAUACUGUAAAGCACACAUGUCUUAUAUUUGGAUACGCGUUUUUGUAGCUGUAAGCUGCUACGCUUCAGGUCUACCAGCACCGGCCAGUCACCAAUGCGGUUAUAAGAGCUGUCACCCUGUGAAGGAUGACAUGCUGAAUGUGCAUAUUGUGCCACACACACACGAUGAUGUCGGCUGGGUGAAAACCAUAGCCGAGUAUUACAACCAGGACGUUUCGUAUAUAAUUUCAUCAGUUGUGGAAAGCUUAUCCAAUGACAAAACAGGGAUGAAGAAGUUUAUUUAUGUUGAAAUGGCCUUUCUUAAAAUGUGGUGGACAAAUGCGAAUGACGAGGCUCGGCAGAAAUUCAAACACCUUGUUGACAAAGGUUCGCUGGAAAUAAUUCUCGGAGGCUGGUGCAUGAAUGACGAGGCUACACCCUACUAUCUGGACAUAAUAGACCAACACAGUCUCGGCUUUGAGUUUAUUCGCCUGAACCUCGGAGAAUGUGGCCGUCCAAAGAUUGGCUGGCAGAUUGACCCCUUUGGGCAUUCGAGGGAGCUUGGGUCUUUGUUUGCACAGUUUGGCUUCGACGGCAUGUUUGUUGGCCGGAUAGAUUACCAGGACAAGCAGAAGAGAGAAGCGACAAAAACGCUGGAGAUGGUCUGGAAGACAAGCGACUCGCUAGGAGAGUACUCGGACCUGUUUGUGGGCGUGUUGGACAAUGUGUACUGGCCCCCACAGGGAUUCUGUUGGGACUACUGGUGUGGCGAUAGGGAACUCGUGUCUGGUUCGGAUGCGUAUGUACAGUCGAAGGUCGACGAUUUUAUUGGGCUCAUGAAGGCGGAGGGUAAUCGUUACGCCACUAAUCACGUGAUGGUGGAGAUGGGCAGUGACUUCCAGUACAGAGAUGCCGACAAGUGGUACAGGAACCUGGACAUGCUCAUAGAAAAAGUCAACGCAAGGCAAAGCGACCCAGCCUUCAAGAUGAACCUCCUGUAUUCCAACCCCGCCUGCUACCUGUACCAGCUAAACCUCGCCAACCGCACGUGGACCACGAAAUCAGACGACUUCUUCCCGUACGCGCACCGGGCACACUCCUUCUGGACCGGUUACUUUACCAGCAGACCGAAUCUGAAGCGCCUCGUCAGAACCGCGGGCGCACUCCUACAGACAUGCAAACAACUGAGCGCCUUGACAGAAAUUCCUCUUCAAGAAUACAAAGAAAUCGAUUAUCUAAAGGAAGCGAUGGCGGUCGUUCAGCAUCAUGAUGGUGUCUCUGGAACAGAGAAGCAGUACGUGUCCGACGACUACACUAAGCUACUUCAGAACGGUAUCAGCUACUGCAAGAACAUCACAGCACGUUCAUUAGCACGCUUGAUGACUGUGAACAAAAGCACAGAGCUGACAUCCGUGGACUUGGUGUUCUGUCCUCAGUUGGAUUUAGCACGCUGUGACCUCACAGAGAAAGAGGAGAAGUUUACCGUGGCGGUAUACAAUCCCCUAGCACGAAGUCGGUUGACCUAUGUCCGUAUACCAGUGAGCAAGGGCGACUUCAGCGUCCGGAAUGCUAGCGGGUCAACCAUUGGAUACCAGAAACUUCCAAUAACACGCCAGACGGAGUUGAUUCCAGAUAGAGGCCCAUCUCUUGCCGUGGAUGAACUCGUGUUCCCAGCGUUACUUCCGCCUCUCGGCUUUACCACUUUCACAGUUGAGAAAGUUGAUGCAACCAAGGACACUGCGAAUGCAGAGCAGGAAUGGCUGGAGGAGAAAAUCAAAGAGCUGGCAGAGCAGUCGUUUGGUCCUCAGCCGUACAGUGAAGCGGUGGAGAUCAUCGAAAAUCAGUUCUACACUGUGUCGGUGAGUCGGGAGACGGGGCAAAUCUCGCGCAUCUGGAACAAGAAAGAGGACGUUGCCGUGGCUCUCAAGCAGAACUUCUUCUACUACGUUGCGCAUGAUGGCAACAACUUCGAUGCCGACGGUCAGGCGUCCGGUGCCUACAUCUUCCGUCCUACGUCAAACAAUCCUACCAGGGCAAACGACGGGACGGUCGUGGUAACCGCAUACAAGGGAGGGCAUGUACAGGAAAUAAGGCAGGUUUUCUGUGACUGGAUUUCUCAAGUUAUCCGCCUAUAUGACAACUCGAGCCAUAUUGAGCUGGAAUGGACAGUUGGUCCAAUACCAUCAGGCAGUUUAAACGAGGGUCGGGAGGUAGUAACCAACUACAUGACGGACCUGGAGACGAACGGCGUAUUCUACACGGACCUGAACGGCCGGGAGACGUUGCAGCGCAAGCGUGACCACCGCGACACGUGGGAACUAAACCAGACUGAGAGCGUGUCGGGAAACUACUUCCCGAUCACAACCAAGGCAUUUCUCAGGGACGAGCACAGAGGUAUACAGUUGACAGUUCUCGUAGACCGCUCUGAGGGUGCCGCGAGUAUCAAAGACGGGCAUAUGGAAGUGAUGGUACACAGGCGAACGUUCCAUGACGACUCUCUUGGAGUAGUCGAGCCUUUAACUGAGCUAGGAGCCGGUGGCAAAGGGAUUGUUGCCAGAGGUACCCACUAUCUGAUGCUGAACAAAAUCACCUCCGCCGCUGCCGUUCAUCGACCUCUCUACCAGGAAAUUUAUUUUCGGCCACAUGUUACUUUCAUGAAGAACGCUGGCAAACAUGAAAGCGAAAGUGGGCCCGACAUUGUGAAACAGUGGUCCGGCACGCGGCUCGAACUUCCUCCCAACAUCAACCUUCUGACGCUGGACCUCUGGGUAAACCCGGUCGUGCCAACAAACCAUGCGGCCCUACUCGUACGACUCGAGCACGCGUACGAAAAGUACGAACACGAUUCCAUGUCCAAUCCAAAAAUCGUCAACUUGAAGUACAUGUUCAAACAAUUUGAAAUUCUUGAUGUUAUUGAACUGACACUGGGAGCGAAUAUGAGAAAGUCAGAUGUCGACAGACUUCAGUGGCGGACUCAAGAUCAGCGCCCAUCACAUACGCGCAUACCGCUACCACUGAACGAAGGUCGCUCGGUAGAGUUAUCUCCCAUGGAGAUUCGAACAUUUCAGAUCAACGUUCGUUACCCACCAAACUAAACAGAACCUUGUUGCGUUAGUCCGAUAGAAAUUUAAGCUUCCUUAUCUGGGCACGUUUCGUUCUGAACCUUAGACGCUACAGAAAAAUUUGAAAGUGUUAACAACAAAGCGCUUUAAAUGCACAAUAAUAUGAAACAAUAAUAUACAACAAAAUGGCAUAUUUCAGCGGAGUUUCGCGGUCUGAUUUAACAUAUGUGUCUUGUUCUGAAAAAAAUGGGCAUAAUGCAUGUGCGUAAAGUGUCGUCCCAGAUUAGCCUGUGCAGUCCGCACAAGCAAAUCCGGGACGACACUUUCCGCCUAAACUGGAUUUUCGCUAAGAAGAAACAUCAUUUAAACAAAAAAAUCCAUAAAAGCGGAAAGUGCCGUCCCUGAUUAACCUGUGCGGACUACACAGGUUAAUCUGGGGUGACCAUUUGCGCACAAGCAUUAAGCCCAGUUUUCUCAGAACGCGACACAUAUGGUCAUUUGAGCACUUUCUUCAACGCAGUUCAGAAAGAUCUCUCUCAGUCUGUAAAAGAAAAAUAUAUAUUAAAUUGUUGGAACAUU